AUGGCGUCUGCCACGGGAAUACCGCAGGCUCAUCCAGAUACGAUUGUCUCCGAGGAGGCCGCGCCUCUUCUUGGCCGCCCAGGCGACGUCACACAGAAACAGGAUCAGAGCAUCGCCCGCAAUCUCAUCUCAGGAACCGCGAAUGUAGCUCAAGCUGGGGUGUGCAUUCUGCUCGCCACCUCCGGUCUACUCCUCCAAAUCCAGGCUGCGCUCGUCCUCCAGCCAACUGUAACCCCCCAGCAAAAACUACUCGGCACACGCAUCCACAGCAGCAUCCAAUUAGUGAACGUCGUGUGUUUCCUCGGUGCCUUUACCGUCAUCGAAGUUAACAAAGGCGACCACCCGCACUUUGUUUCCCCUCACGGCAUCCUCGGUCUUCUCACGGUGAUCUUCAUCGUGCUACAGGCCCUAGUCGGGGUCGUUCAGUUCUUUCUACCCGUCACUGUUCUGGGAAGCGUCGACGCCGGUAAGCGGAUCUACAAAUACCAUCGGUGUACCGGAUAUGUUCUGCUAUUGCUGGAGAGUGCGACUGUUCUGGCGGCGACGCGGACCGACUACAACCUAGCGGUUUUGGGUAUUCCGACUUGGGCAGUUCUCAUCACCCUUCUCAUCACUUUGUCGGGAGUCGGUGCCAGAAUCAAAAAGCAUAAGUUGGGACUCUGA
This is a messenger RNA of Penicillium cinerascens, 663 nucleotides long. Its product is annotated as cytochrome b561 domain-containing protein. NCBI's taxonomy places the organism in Eukaryota, Fungi, Ascomycota, Eurotiomycetes, Eurotiales, Aspergillaceae. Gene Ontology annotation, molecular function: transmembrane monodehydroascorbate reductase activity. The record is from RefSeq and is a predicted model, not a curated record. The transcript has 3 exons. Bases 1 to 663 code for a protein of 220 amino acids.